Messenger RNA from Leptosia nina, 3294 nucleotides. NCBI's taxonomy places the organism in Eukaryota, Metazoa, Arthropoda, Insecta, Lepidoptera, Pieridae. The record is from the annotation of a GenBank genome assembly.
AUGGAAGAGGAGCUUAGCGACCAUGAAUUGGAGGAACAACUACACUCUGUGCAACACACUAGAAGCGUCCCUCAGCCCAACAUAGAUUUAGAACCAAAAAAAUUUGUGUUUGAUAGUGCCAAGUAUCCUAAGAGUACCGUGCGUCGUUAUUGGCACGCGAAUGUUGACGAACCAUCGCCUUACCGUAAAACGAACCCAACAUACAAUAUUUUAAACAAUGAAAAACAGACUAAAGCCCAAAACCCAAGCCAAGAUUUAAACCAAAAAAAAAACAAACAUCCGGAAUCAACAACGGAACAAGCAACAAAGAAUGAAAAUCAGGCAAGACAUGUAAAAUCUAAUAAUCUAUCAUUAUUACUAUCGCCUAUACCUAGCAACUUGAAGAAAACAAUUGAAAUAUUAGACCAUAAUGAUAGCCGUGUUGUGAACAUAGAAUCGAGUGAUGAAGAUGAAGUAAUAGAGGUGGUGUUGCCUCCUAAGCCCACCAUCACUAUUGAGAGCUCUGAUGAUGAAGUCUCUCCUCUUCCUGAUGUACCUCCAAUAAAUGGCAACUCAAAGACAACAGAAAAUAAAAUAGCUAAUGAGAGAUCAGUUUCAUCAAGCCCGGUACCAUCUAUUGUGUCUUCUGUAUCAGAUGAAUUUAUUAGGGGUGACUGUAUUGCUCUUAAUAUCUCAUCAAAACACCAAAACAACCAAAGCUUUGACUUCAGUCUCCAUGGUUCUGAUCUUCUUGUGCAACCUACCAAAAAGAAAAAAAAGAAGAAUAAAGAAUUAACUGCAUCAUCAACACCAUUGAAAAAUACGGAAACAUCAAAAACCAACACUGAGCCUUGUUUUGCUACACCUAAGAGCAAAGCUAAAAAGAAAAAAUCCAAACAGGUUAGAUGCGCGCCCUUUGAAGAUGUCUAUGAUUCUGACAGCAACCAAUCUAUUAUUGACACCAAUAAAGCUCCGAACUAUGCAGUAACUGAUAAAAGUUUACCUAGUACAGAUGUAUAUGAAUCUGAUUCUAAUCAAUCUGAACAGACGAAAGAGAAAAAGGACAAUGAAGUGUCUAGUGAAGAAAGUACUCUAAUACUUGAAAAUACUGUUCCACCAGCUGAAGAUUUUAUAUCCCUUGUCAGUCAUUCCGACAGUAUUGAUUUGACAUCAGACAUGGCUAUAGAUGAGAAUAUUGUCAUGGCCAAUGUGACUGGCUUUACUGAUGAUGUAACAGUUGAAUCUUUCUCAGACGGUAAUCAUUCGAAACUGGGUUCCACUAAUAUUCCAAAGAUAUUAUCUGAAGACUUAGAUUUUGAUAAUUUAAAAGGCUACUCUCAGUUCUGUACACGACGACGCUACUCAAUAACAACACUGAGGGCUGAAAUGGAGAAGUUUUAUAAUGAGAGCUGGGGAGGUGAAAACUUUAACCAUAAAGAGAUCCAGAAGUCAAUGUCACGCGAUAAGAGCCUCUGGGUUAUUGACCCGAAGGACAAAAUGCCAUCCUCAAGAAGAAAAACAACCUGUAACUACUGCAACAGACCUGGACACCGUGACGACACGUGCCAUUUCAAACCAGCAGUCUGCUACAUGUGUGGUUCUACUGGCCACUAUGAACCUCGGUGUCCACGCAAAAUAUGCGUCAAUUGUGGUUCACCAAAUCACAUUUACUCGAAUGUGUGUCGUAACUGUGCCAACUGGCGCUACAUUAAAUGCGUGGAGUGCGGUCAAGGGGGUCAUCCGGCCUCGCACUGCCCAGACCUCUGGAGACGAUAUCAUGACACGACGGACUUCAAAAACUUAGAAGAGAGCCGACAGCUGAAAAAACAUAACCAGCAGUUCUGUAGCGGAUGCACGCGACGAGGCCACCUCGUGCAUAGCUGCAGGACAUCUGUACCCUUCUCUGCUCUACCAAUAAAUUCCCCCUAUGUUAUUUCCUACGCACCACUCUACCCCUGUAUACACAACGAAAAUGCCAACCCUAAUACACAGCAGGAUACAACCAUAUCCUCGCAUACCCAAAAAACACCUACAAACAAACGACAAUCAAAAUCUCCGACAGUCCACGAGACCCACCAGCCUAAGAGAAGAAACAUACUCUCAGAAUCUAAAGAUGAAAGGUUCAACAAAAGUCCCCAUAACAAAAACGCACAGAAUCCUAUCACUACCGAAAACUCUGAUCCAAAACCAACAUCUGAUACUGCUGUAGAAGACCAAAGCACCUCUAAUGUGGACAACAAAGGGCAUAUGAUACAAGACAAUGAGGUGUCUGACACCAGCGAAUUAAUAUUUUCAGCAAGAAUUUAUUUAACAAAAGAAAUCAGACAGGCCCUAAACUCAGAAGAUGGUAAAAUGUGGCUAAACAAUGCCAAAGAGAAGAACCACAUAAUUUUGGAGGAUGUCAAUUUGCAAAAAGAAUUUUUGGACAUAAAGGGAUCCAUGGGAAACCAAGAAGCCUUUCAAUCUGAACUUCGUGAAUGGACUAAAGGCAAGCAAAUUAAUGACGCGCCUUCAAAUAUCAAGAACAGUAACACAGACAAUUUAAAUGACAUCCCAAAGAAGAAGACAGUUCUGUUGCGAAAACUUAAUUCAUCAAUGGAUUCACUGAAGAAGUUUUUAGGUGAACCCAAUAUAUUGUACAAGGAGUUGAUGUUCCACCAAAAUCGUCGCGGUGAGCUCUUGAAACAGAAAGAACUGAGUAAUGUUAAAUUAGGAAACAACAGAGACAACAUAAGGGGGAUGUUAAAAAAACUCAACAUGGUACUACUGGGUCAGGCCGGACUCGCGGAUGGCCUACACCAUCUUCACCAACUCAACAUGCUAAAGAACCAGAUAGCUCAGUCUAAAAAUAUUACCGUCUCCGAAACGCUACGGAAUGAAAUAGGAAAGCACUUUCACUGCAUCUUCUCAGCGUUGCCGCGGGACGACUACGCUGAGCUGGUGCAGAAGUACAACUGCAUCAAGAACAGUGCUUCACCGUUCAAGAAGAAGAAAAAAGGCCCCUUCACAGUCCGGACGAAGCCAGGCACUAGCGUGACGCAGGUCAAUCCGAAGAGGAAUGAAGUAUACCUGGAGAUAUCGGACAGCAAGAAGAGCCUAUCAAACAGGUUCUUUAAAAGGAUCACCUUGUUACAUAGGAGGCUAAUGAACUCUCAACCGGCUGACCCAGGUGCUCUUAAGGCACACAAAGAGCUUGACACAAAGUUACGUAACGGUAUUGCUACUUUACAAAAACUUGAUUGUAUGUCCCCCAAAACCAAAAGGAAGAUGGAGAAGCUUCAAAACCAAGCACAGUGCUUCUUGUCUUCUGUUUAA